UGAAGCGCCACGGGGGACAGGGAUAACAGAUCAUUCCUCGUUCUUCUCGACUAUCACAGCAGCGAAUACUGGUCCAGCCUGACAACAAGUCUUGGUCUUCUACUUUCACCACAGAUGAUUCCUCAACCGCCGCGAUCCCUGUCCGUCAUGACGUUCGACCGGUCGCGGAGCAGGGAGCCCCCGCCGGUCGCGAAGUCCGUAUCACCGUGCACAACACCUCAUCUCCCUUGGUCCGAACAACGGUGUGACCAGCAAUAGGGACAGCCACAGGUGGCACGCCGCUUCUGCAUCUUCACAAGUGCAUGGACGGAUUGUAUUUAGUACUUACUACGGAGUGGCUGCUAUGCCUAUGUGUACAAAGUUGUCAUGCAACGGAGGGCAAUGAGAACGACCGGAGUUGGUUGCAUUGCACCACCAGUAGGUGGGGGAGAGAGACGAGGAGAGUUGUGCAUUGUCAUAGCCCGAUCCAGAGGACGACAAACUCUACCAGGUUUGGUGCGCAUUGGUUGGACAGGAACAGGUAUCCUGUGCAAAAAAAUUGUCGCGUAAAGAAACUACAGCUCAGUAAAUCAAAAUCGUAAGAAGUUUAUUCUUGUGCAUGUGCCUGCAAAAAGAAAAACAAAAAGUUGCCAUGCCCCUUUCCAGAUACGCGAUGCUUUUGCAAUGGAUGUCAGGAUAGCAAGUACGAUCCGACCGGAAGCAACAAAGUUGCCACCUUGCGGUUUUUGGACUUCAACCGCUUUGAGCAGGUACUCGCGGACAAGUACGAUGCCGGUUAUCCGAAAAAGAAUUGUGUUGGUUGUGCUUGCGCAGAUGAUGUGUAUUCUAUUGCGGAAACAAAGGAUAAAAAGAAACUAAAUUGUUGAGUACAACAACUCCCAGCGGCGCCGGCGCAUCACAGGUUUUCCUUGUCAUACAGAACUAUUUUGUCAACAUGCCCGCCUAGCACAACUAAUGAAACACAGUUUUUCUUGGAUACCGAUACCAGCCGUCAUAAAGGCAGUAGUUCAACCGCCACCGGCAGUAAGGAAACCGCGGCGGCCGGAUCCAGCCCCUUGCCCCCACGCGAGGAACUACAGGGUGAUCAAGGUGCAGAGAAAGAAGUGCACGACGAGGGGGCGACGAACAAGCAAGAUUCAGUUCCACCUCAGUCGUCAAGAAGCAAAGCGGCCGCCCCGCUCGGUUUGUACCCGGAGGAGCGAAGGCGAAUCUGGCAGGCGGUAGCGGGGACCGCCAGAAACAAGGUUUCCUACGCGCAGUUCAAGCAAUCCUUUCACCGCGUGCAGUUUUUGCGCAAUUUGUUGAACAACCUGGCAAGACAGAAGUUGCUAACCAGGUUUGUGAUUCCGGAAGGGUACGACUUUUCCAAGCCCACUGCGGAAAACUACAGUCUACUUUUGCGAGGAGAUGAUGCGAAGGGCGUGACAACUUCAUCUCCCGCUCCACCAGCACAAUUUGUCGGGCUCUCCAAAGAGGAAAAGCUGCGACUGCUCAAUGCGCAGAUCAUGAGUAGUCCGCUCUUCGGCUGCAUCCGCGCCGAUAUGGACUACGAGUACCACAGCUACUACACGAAAACCCGGAUCGAAUGGCAGGACACGCUGAUCAAGCACGUCAUCCUGAAGACGGAGCGGGUGCACCGGCCCUGGCUGAUCUACUCGUGCGGUCCGAUGGGCGCGGGGAAGGGGCACGUGAUGCGGUGGCUCAGCGUGCACAACUACCUGCCGAUGGAGCAAGCGGUGCGCAUCGACCCGGACUUGUUCAAGCUGGUCAUGCCCGAGUUUGACCAGUACCUCUCCAAAGGGUACCAGGAGGCAGCGGGCACCCUGUGCCACCGCGAGUCCGGCGCCAUCCAGGAGAUCUGUCUCGAGGCGGCGCUCCGGAUGAGCCAAAAUAUUUGGGUCGACGGCAGUCUGCGCAACACGGACUGGUACGUCAAGCAGGUCGCUGACAUUCGCGAUCGCUUUUAUCCAAGAAGCAGAAAGUGAAAACCGGUGUCACUUGGCGUGACUCCUUUUCUUGAAAGAGUAGUAUAACACGAAUAAAUGCAUUCAACAUUGCAUUGUGCAUGAUAGAAGAUACGACAAAUCGUCAUGUAUGCCAUAGCCUCUCGUAGUACUAGGCCAUCAACGAAACACUACUGAAAAUGGCCUUCGAUCCAGGCCGAGCAUGAGAAAUGUAGCUGUCUUGCAAUUGUGGUUGGCAUCAACAGCGACGUACACUAGGUUUUUUUUCUUGGAUAGGUUCCCGCAGUACCGCAUUGCCAUCUUCUACGUCCACUGCUCUGUGGAAACGGUGCGGAAGCGGUAGAGAUUCUGUUUGCCGAUUUGAAUUUCGUUUUUUGUCAACUAUUGUAUGAGAAGGCACUUGGUAUGAUCUGCACCCAAACAAAAUCUCAAACUACAUAAGCGGGCUACCUAUGAACUUAGGUCGUACAACGUAAAAAUCAUCGUAAUUGAUGAGUGCGCAUCAAAACCACAACGACACUCGUCCAAGCAACAAGUACGUACAUGUUUAUCAUCAUUAUCAGUGUGAUUGCGCGCAGCGAGGCCACGGGGCGGUGGAUCCCGGACGCCGAUCUAGACGAGAGCAUCUCUGGAAGCAAGCGGUCCGUCGAACGGCUUUCCCCGAUGGUCGAUGUUGUCGCGCAAAUCCGCAACGAAACCACACCAGAACUGGAGGCGUUGCUCCGCGUGGACCGGAGUCAGGACUUCGUGCGGCUCGGCUCGGUGUUCUCCCAGGACCUGGGGAAGAUCCGCGAACGGCAGAGCUACCCGGUCUCGAUGAAGGCCUUGCGGUGCGUCCGCGUGGUGCCCGCGCCGCAGGUUUUUCUCUUGCCCCCGACCGCAGCCUCCUGGGUGGAUCUACUAGAAGACGGGGGUCCGUCCGGUACUAGCGGUGUACUAUUUAUUUCACCACGCGGGGGCACAACGACUGCUGGCGAACAGGAUCGGGACGGCAGUGAAGUCAAUGUAGUUCCGGCAGUCAGCGCAAGAUCCGCCAUCCGGAAAAAAGUCCUCGACGCACAGCGGCAGUUUGCGCGGACUAUUCGUCGGCUGGACCGGAGUGAAAAUUUGGUGGCCUACUUGAACGGCCGGCUAGUGUACGUGUCCCCCGUGACUGUCGAGGCCGACGGUGCACUGACUGCUUUCGUGUGCGCGGCUUACGAAGAGGAUAGUACUAUGGGCACUGCUGCUACUACUUCUAGAGCUAGCCCUUUUGCUCGAACAGAAGUGGAAAAAAUAGUACCCCCCGCAAUGAACGUCGCUGCCCUGCGAUGUGGCGAGCAGGAAAGCAAAUCGCAUGUUGCGAGCGGUCCGCCUGGGCAUCUCGAGCAGAAAACCAACGUUUCUGUCGCAGCGGCAGCUAGACACGACCCUGAAGACGUCGAAAUAGGAAAAAAUGCGGCAGGCGACGACCACACCGACGAGAUGUUCUUGAGCAAGAAUAACGAAGACUCUGGUGCUCCUGCUGCUACCGCACCACAAAAGGAGCAGACGCACGCCGAUACCAACGCGCAGGAGUACAUGAAAGCCGCACUCACGUGCCGCACCUCGCGGCUGGAAGCCUGGUGGGCCGAGAUCAGUGACAUCGCGUUCCCGCCCCCGAAGGAAGAGGACGCCGACGACGCCCGCACGUCCUCCAAAAUGCAGCGCUCGAGCUCGAGCCCGGUCUUUGUGCGGGGCACAAACUCUUCUACUCGUACGGAAGAAAGUCCCGAGCCCGGGCGUGUGGCGGAGAGAGGUACAGCUGGUGCUACUUGGGACGUUCUGGGCCGUGGAACUGGAACACCCCUAUCGUCGGAACAAGUCAUUUUGCAGCCUACUAGAAGCCGCCCGUCCGACAGUGGUGCAGGGGAUCUUCGUUCGGAAAUGUUGCAGCCGCGCGGGCUACAAGUGCAACAGGUAGGUGACACGAAGAUCAACUCAGGAGCAUUAGACGAGACCCCGAGGAACCAGAAAAGCGCCAGCAGCGGGUCGAGCGGGGCUAUCCGCGAGGAGAGCGACAGCGAGCAGGUCGGCGAACUGGAUGGGGUUCUGCGCGGGAAGAAAACUACGGCGGUGCAAGACGAAAAUGAUAUCGAGGCGAUACAGCUGUGGGGUCACGGUCAGGUCGUUGCUAGGUAGGUAAGUACUCAGUAAAGAAAACAUGGACAUUAGCACUUGCGUCGAUCGUCGCGCCCUCCCCGUUCAGGAAAGUUUUGAAAGUGACAAAAUAAAACUGUAUGAUCACUGAGGAGUACAACGAUCUGACCAUGGACUCCAAAAACAUUUUCCACAUCAAUAAAACCACGGCCCCUUUCCCCUACCGGUGUGGGCAAGCAUGCGCUGCGCAGCCUGUCGAGCUGGCGCCACACCGGCUUCGACCUGGCCGCGCGGCGCAUGCACUUGCGCUCGAGCAGUCGGCGGAACCCCUUAUUUCUCUCGAACUUGACCCGCACCCGGACCUUUUCCAGUAGCGGCGUCCCGCGCAGCGGCGCUCCCCGGCCGCCGACUUCCGGUGCGAGUGAUCAACAGAUUUUGUCGAGCCAAGGGUCCUCGCCGGGCCACAAGAUAAAUCGGCGCUCCUCGUCCGAGCAGCCACCUCCGUAUGGCACUACUAGUAAGAACUUCGGUCCUUAUAAUUUAUCCAGCGAUCAGCCGCUAGAAGGACGACCCGCUGCGACCCGCAGCACCGGAGCUUUUCUUCCUGCCCAACAAGACGAGAACAAAGAUCGUCCCACGACUACGCUGCAACAGCAGCGGCAGCAGGAACAGGAGCAACGGGAAAUGCUUUUGUUUUCCGAGACAACUUCUAGUUCUACUUCUGGGUCUGCACCAGCAACAGCAUCCCCACCACGGCUGAAUCUGAAGCGCACCGUGAUCGCCAUGCCGCCUGCACUGGACGAUGGGUGCGCGACAGGCAGUCUGGACAGCGAAGCAACGUCGGGGCGCUCCGAAGAUGCAAUUGGUACUUUUUCAUCUUCCCUGCUAUUCCCAACAAAAGCCGCGUCCUCCCUUGCGCAGGAGUGCCCAGAAGACGUCGAGACAUCAGCAGGGAAUGCAACGCAGGAGCCCGAGAUGAAGAAGACCACGACUUCUCUCACGACCGUGCAACAACCAGUGUACAACGCCUUCUCGAAUGCGGCCAACAGCAACACUAAAUCGUGGUUCCGCACGGCACCGAGCGCAGAAAUUUUUGGGUUCUUGCGCUACGACGGAGCCGGUCUUGCGGGGCUGUCGUCCCGCUCAGCAUCUUCGGAUUUCCUGUUCAAAACCGACACGACGUCGACGACCCGGGAAGACUUACUGCUGAACCUCGAGCACGAAGAACAGGGCGAAAGCGACACCUCCGAUGACCACAGUGAAGCAGAAGUAGAUCAUGACGCGACCACUUAUGAAACGGAAGCACAGACUACAGCAACAGGAGAAGCAACUACAAGCCAAGAUCAAGACAAAGACAGUCCAGCUGUUGAUGCAAAUACGAGGAAGAAAACGGGUGCAACAUCAAAUAACUACGGAAAUAAAAACGUAUUGAAAAAUUACACCCCGGAUAAGACGCUGAAGACAAUACAUGCCGCCGCACGUAUGACCCGCUCAGACGUUACAAUCUCAAACGUUACAAUAGAAUAUGGGAAUCUGUGACGCAAGAGUGCAUGAUCUAGGCAACCCUCAUACGAUUGCGCAUGACAAGUUCCGGAGCCCCAAACCCACCUGCAAUCCGGCAAAAUUUGUAUUGCGAAAAGCUUAAUUCUCUCUGCGUUCCUCAUGCUCUUCAUGCAAUACAAGUUCCAGAUUCUAUUGUAACGUUUUAGAUUGUAACGUUUGAGCAGGCCAUAGCACGGGUCGAGACACGAAAAAACGCUACCGCUUUCUCGAAACGCAAGUGGUUUCCGGAGUUCUACUAUGAAAUGCAAAAAUGUCUAGGCCUACAAACUUGUAAUGCUAGAAGUGAAUGAUAGACGCGCCGCAAUACGCAGGUAUGCAUGACAACUUUUGUGGCUGCCAUGUCUUACGUAUUGCGCAUGGCAAACUGCCUUUUCGCAUGACAGUUAAGAGGGCUCUUUCGUGCCUAUGCAACACAGAUUCUCGAGUCAUGCCAGAUAAGCAUGACAAACUUGCAUUCUUCCAGACCCAGACACUUUUGCAUUUGAUAUCUACGCGUACGAGGCCGUGGCCUCCGAGCCGUUGUCCCGCGCCACCAGCCGUGGUGGUGUCAGCUUGUUGCUGGCGAGCGAGCCCGGCGGGGGACCUGCCUCACCUGCUGGAGGCGGCGCUUUCUACGAUGGCCCGGACGAGGUUUCUACGAUGACCCGGCGAAACUGGAGCACGCGGACGACGGACGCAUACAAUAACGUUGUUGCAGGUGACCAUGUUGAUGGGCAGUUGUUGUACCAGCAUGACGACGAGAAUGAUGGCGACAGAACGGAUACGGCAACCCGCGAGUCCUCGAUCCUGAUCAACAAAGGCGUCAACUGUGCUUUGCCCUACCGCCCGCCAAAGAGGAAAGGCGGAACGCAUGACGGAACCUCCAGGCAGAACGUCCAUGGCGGGGACGCGAUAGCAGAAGAGACCGGCGAGCAGACGACUGCGUCGCGAGUAAGUAGAAGCAGGGGCAUAUCAACGGGAGGUGGAGCAGGGGGCGACCACAGUAGAGGUGCGGUUGUUGGCGAAUCCUCUACGACAGCAGGGAAUUAUGCCAUGAACACUGCGGCGUCAACGUUUCACUUGCCGACCAUCAAGUUCGGCAAUUGGGAAGUGCUGCGGCCGCACUCGGUCCGCGCGCACCGCUUGCUCGUCGACGCCAUCGCGAGUCAUGGCAGAUUUCUGUGCUCGCCCGGGGAUGGAAAUAGUACAACUACUACAGGGGUUUUUGAUACUUCUACAUCGGCCGCCACUGCUGGUCGUGGUCCUGCAGUGCUGCAGCAGAAUCUCGCCGUAGGACGAGAGCAGGGAUGUGAGCGAGAUGGCGACGAGCAGGAUUUCCCGCCACAUUCUUCUACUAGUCGUGUCAGCACGAGCAGCGACGGAUCGUCUGGCGGGGUUCUCAAGUCUGGACGCUUUCAUGUGCAACAGCAACCGAAUAGAGGCAAUGUCUCUACUCUUCCCAAUAGGACCACCACACCAGCACAAAAUGCCGGUGUGUCUACUGCGAAUGCUUCCGCUUGCUCUCCUCGUCGUCCCGAAGGAUCCUCACCUCGGAAAGUCGUUCCCCUGUCGGAGAUUUUUCACAGCACCGCUGACGGAGACCCCCACGAGGACCUCCACCAGCGGGAUAAUUUUUCCUGCGCUUGGGUGCUCCCCGGGGAGCACUUUGGGAUAGACAACGACGGUCAGGCGACCGGAAUGCUGGGCGGCUUUCUCUUUCGCACGGUGAGGUGGCCCGAGGAUGGCAUGAAGCAUGAUAUGUUGGGUGGUGGUGCGAGAUACCAACACGGUGCUGCAGGGAGUGGUGGUCCUAUGACUGAUUAUUAUUUCCUGCCCGUCACGGAGCACUUCCUGGAGAUGCCGUUUUUCUAAUCGUCGGAGCAACCCGAGGCGAGAGGGAACUUUUUCAAAAAAAAUGCGGGUUUGGUCGUAUUUUUUCUCUUUUGUAUGAUGAGAGGUGAUCGUGAUAUUAGAUCGAAACAAAUCUUCAGUGCCCAACGUUUCAAAAUGUUGCUGAAUAAGCCUCUUCUUGUAGUUGCUUCUGCAUGACUUCUCGAAAGAAAU
This is a messenger RNA of Amoebophrya sp. A120, 7688 nucleotides long. Lineage: Eukaryota; Dinophyceae; Syndiniales; Amoebophryaceae. The record is from the annotation of a GenBank genome assembly.